GAGGCCCGAUGGUAGCUCCGGCCGAGGGUGCCGUGGCCUGAGAGCAGGGGCAGGGUUUGGUUCGCCAAUGUGCCGUCCAAGCAUCUGAUCGAGGCCAAGAAGGACCAGCAUUGGGUGGUCCUCGAAGGGGAUUACCUGGUUUUUCCGGGCGGAGGCACGAGCUUCCCGCACGGGGUUAGGAAGUACGCGGAGGAUCUCGGGAGGGUGCUGCCGCAGCUGAGGAACGGGGAGAUUAGGACUGUUCUUGAUAUCGGGUGCGGGGUUGCAAGUUUCGGCGGUCACAUUCUUGACUAUAACGUACUGACUAUGUCUGUGGCACCAAGAGAUACACAUGAAGCCCAAGUACAGUUCGCCCUUGAACGUGGAUUGCCAGCUAUGCUGGGAGUUCUUAGUACCACAAGGUUACCAUAUCCAUCUAGGUCCUUUGACAUGGGUCACUGUGCUCGAUGUCUCAUCAAAUGGGCUGGUUAUGGUGGGAGAUAUCUAAUGGAAAUCGAUCGAGUUCUUCGACCUGGUGGCUACUGGGUUUUGUCUGGGCCACCCAUUAAUUGGAAGAACAUGUACAUAGGUUGGAAGAGGACACCACAGGAUUUAGAAGCUGAGCAGAAUGAGCUAGAGGAUCUUGCUAGAAAACUUUGUUGGAAAAAAGUUAUUGAGAAAGGCAUAUUUGCAGUUUGGCAAAAACCUACUAAUCACAUUCACUGUGCUAAGAAGGCCAAGGUUUUGAAUUCUCCUCCAUUUUGUGUCAGACCAGGUCCUGAUGCUGCUUGGUACGAUAAAAUGGACAUCUGCAUGAGUCCUCUUCCAAAGGUGGAAGCUACUGAGGAAACAGCUGGUGGUGCUCUAGCAAAGUGGCCUAAGAGACUAAAUGCUGUACCACCAAGAGUACUUAGUGGGAGCAUAAAAGGACUAACUGCUGAGACCUUCACUCAUGAUAAUCAAAUAUGGAAUAAAAGAAUAUCCAACUAUGAAUAUUAUAUCAGGUUGUCCCAGGGAGGUAAAUACAGAAAUGUUAUGGAUAUGAAUGCUGGCAUAGGUGGUUUUGCUGCAGCAAUGUCCAAGUAUCCGGCUUGGGUUAUGAAUGUAGUUCCCGUGAACUUGGCCAAUAACACUCUAGGCAUCAUAUAUGAGCGUGGCCUUAUCGGAACAUAUAUGGACUGGUGUGAGGGCUUCUCAACUUAUCCUCGAACAUAUGAUCUGAUACAUUCUCAUGGGAUAUUCAGCAUAUAUAUGGAAAAAUGUGACAUCAUAGAGAUCUUACUUGAAAUGGAUCGAAUUCUUCGACCAGAUGGGGCUGUGAUAAUCCGAGACCAUGUUGAUGUGGUGGCAAAGGUGAAGAGAGAGGCUGACAGGUUGCAAUGGAACAGUCGCAUUGUUCACACUGAAAUGGGCCCUUUCCACCCAGAAAAGCUUCUCGUUGUCGACAAUUCCUUAUAGGGGAUCAAGUACUGCGCCAACGAAUUCAAUGAACAAAUCUUGUUGUUCCCUUAACAAUCCAGAAAACACAGGUGAUUUCUUGUUCCUCCCCCUAUUUUUCUUCAGGGAUUAUGUAAAGUUUUGUAAGAAUAAGGAGGAUGUUAGUAUCAUUAGCCAAUUAUUGCUCCACUUUUGCUCACUGUUAGUCUUCUAGUUCUUAUAGACUUAUGCAUAGGAAACAUUGAGAAAACCAUUUAUAUCAUGCUCUUCCUCUUAUAUAACUAUUCUUGUAAGUUCUCGUUCCUUAUUACAGAUUAUUGAUAUUGUUCCUGUCAAUUUGUCUCA
Asparagus officinalis (garden asparagus) is the source of this 1761-nucleotide messenger RNA. Its product is annotated as probable methyltransferase PMT17. Gene Ontology annotation, cellular component: trans-Golgi network; endosome; cytoplasm. Gene Ontology annotation, molecular function: methyltransferase activity. The record is from RefSeq and is a predicted model, not a curated record. The coding region runs from base 307 to 1437 and encodes 376 amino acids. The transcript has 6 exons. Lineage: Eukaryota; Viridiplantae; Streptophyta; Magnoliopsida; Asparagales; Asparagaceae.